Molecule: messenger RNA, 1626 nt
Organism: Haliotis rufescens (red abalone)
Lineage: Eukaryota; Metazoa; Mollusca; Gastropoda; Lepetellida; Haliotidae
Product: methyltransferase-like protein 27
Exons: 6
Coding region: 50-715 (221 amino acids)
Source: RefSeq, a predicted model, not a curated record
ACGACGCUGCGCUAGACGAGGACGAGGCUACCCCUGGCAAACACUAGCGAUGGCUGAGCCACAGUUUACACCCGAGGAGGUGCAGGAGGGACAAAGAAUCGUGAACUAUGUGAUAACGAAGGGCCUGGACAAUGACACUAUUGUAAAACGAUUCGACGAAAUAAGUGAACAGUACAACAAGGCGCAGACCCUAAUCGGUUACAAGGGGCCGAAAUGGAUGGGCGAAAGCCUGGCAGCUCUGUAUCCCAGCAAUCGAGAGAACGUCAAGAUCCUGGAUGUGGCUGCUGGCACAGGGAUGGCCGCUUUCGAGAUGAGGAAACAUGGAUUUGUUCACAUUGAUGGUCUGGAGCCGUCCCAAAACAUGCUGGAUGAGGCCAAGAAAAGCAACUUAUAUGAGCGAUACAUCUGUGAUGUUCUCGGGGAAAACACGCUUGAUAUUGCGGAUGACAGCUACACAGUGGUGACAAUGGUGGGUCUGAGUUCAGAAAUCAUGAAGAAACUCCCAUUGAAAGCUCUUGAGGAGUUGGCAAGGGUCACGGAGAAAGGUGGACGCGUGAUGAUCAACAAUUACGACCGCAACUUUAGAAGUGACAUCAUUCGUACAAAUCUUUCUAAUCUUGAAUCUCGUAGGGUGUGGAAACUAGAAGACGAGCAAACCAUGCCAGAAAUAUCAAAUGGAGUUGGUGGUAUUUUGCAGGUUUAUAUGGUCUUGUAACCAACCAUAAAGCAACGUCACAAAACUUCUUUUUAUAAUCGGUUUUAUGUCAAUUUAUUACGUUACCAUCUGUAAGACAAUCGCUAGACUAACUAGUCUCUGAAAUGAACAUAGUAUACACAAGAUAAGUUGUUGAAUUAUCUUAAUAAAAUAUAAUGAAAAAACGGCCAAUAGACUUUCAAUUUAAACUGCAGUAAUCUAGACUAGCCAAAUAUUAUAUUUGUUUCUGUUUCUGUAUGACAGACUAGACAAACGCAUGUAGACAUAGUUCUUAAUAUUUUAUGGCUAGUUGGGGCAAGAUGACGUAUGCCAAAUAUCACUCACAUCCUUCAUGCAUAUCCAUCAGCGAGUUACGACACUUGCAAUGUCCAAACCUAAUUCUAUCUAAAAUAUCUCAACCAUCUCGACUUGAAACUUCUGGUGUCAGUCAUGUGUUCAACACAAAGAGCAUCGAUGUGGCGUCGCUGUGUAUAAAUCAUGUUGAAAACCGUUAUUCUUGUUUUAAGACAGUAAAUGUUCCUUGUAUUCGCGACAGUACUAUUUUAGAGCUACUAGGACGUCUGGCCAGUUUGCGUAUUUGAGGUAUGUCGAACGGUGACUGUGUCAUAGGGCUAUCGCACCUCAAAAACUUGACUACAAUUUAUUUCAUUUAGUAUCUGAAAAAAACUGAAACCGGAACAUCAUCAAAAAGCAUGAUUAAAACUGGUAUCCUACUAAUUAGAGCCCGUCAAAUGCAAUUACACCGUCGGGGGUCUCAUUGUUCAUUGUGGUCACACCCAUGACCCUUGUGUUUGCUUGUUUUUUAACGCCGCACUCAGCAAUAUUCCAGCUAUAUGACGGCAGUCUGUAAAUAAUCGAGUCUGAACCAGACAAUCCAGUGAUUGACAUCAUGAGCAUCGAUUAACGUAAUU